GAGAAUUAAAACCUUCAAAGAGCUUAGGGGUCGAAAAUUAGCAGGGUCUUAUUUUUCUUACCCUCGCUCAAGGAAAGAGCAGCAAAUUCGUCGUCAAAACAGUGAUGGCGGCAAGAGCUGUUGCUCACUUGUGCAAAAAAGUGUAAUAUAGUUAUUUUUAAAAUAAUGACACUGAAUCCUCUUGCAAAUCCUAAAGGAGUUAAGCUGUGCUGUGAACUAUGUUCGAAGCCAGCUUUUAUAUUUUGCACCAAAUGUCGAGUAACCUAUUACUGUGAUGCAGAACAUCAAGCAAUAGAUUGGAUUGGUAUUCAUGAAAAAAUUUGUCAACUUCUAAUACCCUUACGAAUGCCUGUUCCCUUUAUCAGUGGUUCUGAAAAAGAAAGACAAUAUCAAAAGCAACAGCAAAACUUAAGACAGAAACAAAUGAUUGAAUUAACUCAAACUGCUGGUCAAAAGUUAUUGUUUGAAGGGAAGUAUGAGUAUGCUAUACCAGCUGCUAUGCAAUCCUUGAAAUUCUCAAUAGCAGUGUAUGGAUUGGACAGUAUUCAUUUGGUUCCUUCCUAUCUUAUCCUUGGAGAAGCAUGCAUUGGGCUUGGCCGCCUGAAACAAGCUGAAGAUUACUUAUCCCAAGCUCAAUGGACUGUCUUGAAAACACCUGAAUGUGAAAAUGAUAUUAAAUCGAGAUUGUAUCGAAAUCUUGGAAUGAUGUAUGCGACACAAGGCAAUGAUGAUGAGGCCUUGAGAUAUUUAGCUGAAGAUAUCUAUCAUGCGUCGUUAGCAUUUGGGCCUGAUGAUAUUCGUACGUCAGGAGGAUAUUUUCACAUGGCAAAUGUGUUUUACCGCAAAGAUAAGCUUGAUGUUGCAUUCUCAUUGUAUUCACAGCUGACUACUAUGUGGUACGAUCACCUGUUGAUGUUGGUCAAACAAAGAAUUCGCGUUCCACCUCCACCAACGGGGAUUGGACCAGCACAAGGAACACAGCAAGACGAGGAUUUUGAUUUUCUUGAUGAAGCCGAGGGGGCUGAAGCUGUUCAGAUUUUAAAUGCAAUUCUUGAAGUGCGUGAAAAGCAAUCUUCCUCAACACCAAGUGUAUUGCUGAAAGUUUACUUUACACUAGCCAUGUUAUACCUUGUGUUGCAAGACAAAACUUUAGCAAAAAAGUUUUCUGAGAAAGCUACAGAAAUGGCUAGUAAAGGAGUAUCAAUGGAAGCUGGUCAGUCACGAGUCAUGAUGGAAGUUCAAAAAGCUAUCAAGAGUAGUUAAAUAAUUAUGAUACAACUUCUCGUGCGUUUUUAUGAUACAGACAGAAAUUGUAUAUACUGAAACUUAUCUUAAAUAUUUUAAUAUAUAUUAUUUUUAACCCUGUAUAUGUUUAUCAUUUUUUACGUUAUGAAUGGAUCUUCUACACCAACGUCGACCCCAGGGCUCUCUUAUUGAUAUCAGUAAAUUUGUACCGCACAAAGAGCCCUGGUGUCCAGGUUGGUCCUAAAUUUCUUAACUUCUGUCUAGGCAUGUAUUUCAAGUGUGGAUGGAUGUUGUAUCAAAUUAUAUUGUUUUUGGUGUACAAUAAUAAGUUUGAUUUAUUAACAAAAACUAAGAUAAAAUAAGUUAGUAGUCAUAUUUUUUGUGUGUAGGUUCUUGUAACGAAAUGAUCAUGUGAUGAUUCCAAGGGUUUUUGGGUAAUCUAAUCUUAGACAAUGUUUACUCUUUUGAUUUACUAUAGUGGUCUGCACUGUAUAGUGCACUAUUUUAAAAAAAGCCGAAAUCAUUCCUCUUCGAUGUCUGAAGUGUUUGGAACUUGUGUAACUUUAUGGCGACUUCAAAGUGUAGAUUUUUGUGAUUAUAUGUGCUUUUUAUUUCUCAAUUUAUAUAGUCACGUGAUAUCGUUUA
Messenger RNA from Hydractinia symbiolongicarpus, 1890 nucleotides. Its product is annotated as zinc finger MYND domain-containing protein 12-like. The record is from RefSeq and is a predicted model, not a curated record. Gene Ontology annotation, molecular function: protein binding. Lineage: Eukaryota; Metazoa; Cnidaria; Hydrozoa; Anthoathecata; Hydractiniidae. The transcript has 8 exons. The coding region runs from base 166 to 1263 and encodes 365 amino acids.